Messenger RNA from Pelmatolapia mariae (spotted tilapia), 1392 nucleotides. Its product is annotated as G-protein coupled receptor 84-like. The coding region runs from base 69 to 1292 and encodes 407 amino acids. Gene Ontology annotation, molecular function: urotensin II receptor activity. Gene Ontology annotation, cellular component: plasma membrane. The transcript has 2 exons. Gene Ontology annotation, biological process: neuropeptide signaling pathway. The record is from RefSeq and is a predicted model, not a curated record. Lineage: Eukaryota; Metazoa; Chordata; Actinopteri; Cichliformes; Cichlidae.
GUGCAUUGCAGAGAAUUACUCAGCUACAGUCAGAACGGGGACCACAAGUAUUUUAAGUUCACAGAAUAAUGAUGAAUCAAACAAACCACACCGAGGAUGUCUUCUCCUGCUACAGUCCUUCUGUUGAAAUCUACCGGUACUUCGCUGUGCUGUGGGGAUGUGCUGUAACCAUCACAGGUACGGUCGGGAACCUGAUGACUGUUCUGGCUUUCGCUUUAGACCCACGUCUGAGGACUCGCUUCAAUGUGCUCAUUGUCAACCUGGCUGUCGCUGAUCUCUUGUACUGCACCAUCCUGCAGCCCAUCUCCAUCGACUCCUAUCUACACCUCAGGUGGCGCAGUGGUCAUCUGUGGUGCAGAAUCUUCGGCCUGCUCCUCUUCCUCUCCAACUCUGUCUCCAUCAUUACCCUCUGCCUGGUAGCAGUGGGCAGAUAUCUCCUGGUUGCAAAGAGAGCUGUGUUUGACCGUGUUUUUUCUAACCACGGUCUUACUUUACUCAUCAUCUUUGCGUGGGCGCUCGGCCUGGUCAGCUUUGGUCCACUCUGGUCUGUCUAUGUGUUUGUGCCACAGGUGUGCACAUGCAGCUUCCAUCGUACCGAGGGUCGUCCUUACACCACCAUCCUGCUAUUUUUCUACUUUUUUAUUGGUCUGGGCUUUGUUGGUGCAUUCUACCUGCUAAUUUACAAAAAAGUUCAGGCUGCAUCACAGGCUCUGCUCCGCUACAGACUCAGCCGCCGGUCAUCCAAGACAAAACCAGCAUCUUCAGUUCAAGGGACUGAUGACAGCGGUGUGGAGAGCGGCAUAAAGACAUGCACCUCUGAUCUGAGCAGCCAUGAAAUAUCCCAAAACAUGGAUGUGAAAAAUCAAGAUGUGACCUGUGAAAAGUCUUCCUUUUUCACCACAAGCAAUGACACAGCCUUAAAUUCAUCAGCAGCAAAGAAGCCUUCCACUGAUAUCAUCGAAAAACCACCUACAACCACACCUGCUAAAACAGCCCACUCAUCGCAUUCUGCAACCUCAGGGGACGACAGUGAAUUCAAGCGUGUGACACGGAUGUGUUUCACUGUUUUCCUCUGUUUUGUGUUCUGCUUUGUCCCAUUUCUGUUGCUAAACAUAGCCGACAAACAGAACCGCGCCCCACAGGUAUUGCACAUGUUCUGUGCCAAUCUCACCUGGCUCAACAGCUGCAUUAACCCUGUGCUGUAUGCCAUCAUGAACCGCCAGUUUCGACAGGCCUAUCAUGUGGUGCUCAGUAAGAUGGCGGCUCCUUUUACCCGCCUCUACGGCAGGUAAAACAUAUCGCUACUAGAUCCUGAUUCCUUGGAACUGAAACUUGCCCGACAUACAAAACUGCUUUUGUGAUUCUUCUUAUUCAUGUUACAUUACAGCUCUU